AUGCUAAGGAAUGGCAGCACAGUGACAGAAUUUAUCCUCGUGGGCUUUCAGCAGAGCUCCACUUCCACAUGAGCAUUGCUCUUUGCCCUCUUCUUGGCCCUCUACAGUCUCACCAUGGCCAUGAAUGGCCUCAACAUCUUUAUCACCUGAACAGACCCCAAGCUCAACAGCCCCAUGUACUUCUUCCUCAGCCACCUGUCUCUCCUGGAUGUCUGCUUCAUCACUACUACCAUCCCACAGAUGUUGAUUUACCUCGUGGUCAGGAACCACGCUGUCUCCUUUGUAUCUUGCAUGACCCAGAUGUACUUUGUCUUCUGUGCUGGUGUGGACGAGUGCAUCCUCUCGGCUUUUAUGGCCUAUGACCGUUACGUUGCUAUCUGCUACCCACUUAGCUACGUCCAGAUCAUAAGCUAGAAGGUCUGUCUCAGGCUUGUGGGAACUGCCUGGUUCUUUGGACUGAUCAAUGGCAUCUUUCUAGAGUAUGUUUCAUUCCGAGAGCCCUUCUGCAGAGACAACCACAUAGAAAACUUCUUCUGUGAGGCCCCCAUGGUGAUCGGCCUCACUUGUGGGGACCCUCAGUUUAGUCUGAGGGCAAUCUUUGCCGAUGCCAUCGUGGUGCUGCUCAGCCCCAUGGUGCUCAUUGUCACUUCCUAUGUGUGCAUCCUUGCCACCAUCCUCAGCAGAGCCUCCUCCUCAGGUCGGGGGAAGACUUUAUCUACUUGUGCCUCUCACCUGACUGUGGUCAUCUUUCUCUACACCUCAUUCUCUUACAUGAACCCCCACAGCACACACGGGCCUGACAAAGACAAACCUUUCUCCCUCCUGUACACCAUCAUUACCCCCAUGUGCAACCCCAUCAACAAGGAAAUGAAGGAGGCCAUGGUGAGGGCACUUGGGAGAACCAGGCUGGCCCCGGCACAGUCUGUCUAGCAGGAAGGCCCUGAAAGGAAAGCUCCUUCACCUGGGGUAUGGGAAAGUUACCCCUUCCCCAGCGCUGGCAGAGGAGUAACUCUCCUAUGCUGAAAGGCUCCAGGAAGGAGCAUGGCUUCCUUGGUUCAUGGCUUCCUUGGCACUAGAAUCAGACCUGAAAGUUCCUCCUGAUGUCCAAUGUCCUGAUGUUAUCUCUCUGACUUCACUUCCACAUUGUUUUUUCUUGGACCUUCCUCAGGUCCAAGAGGAAAAUUUCAGAUUUUCCUUAGUUUCUUUUCCUCUUAAGUUCUCACAAUAGGAUUCAAUCAAUAAG
This is a messenger RNA of Mandrillus leucophaeus (drill), 1243 nucleotides long. Its product is annotated as olfactory receptor 10AD1. Gene Ontology annotation, molecular function: olfactory receptor activity; G protein-coupled receptor activity. The record is from RefSeq and is a predicted model, not a curated record. NCBI's taxonomy places the organism in Eukaryota, Metazoa, Chordata, Mammalia, Primates, Cercopithecidae. Gene Ontology annotation, biological process: G protein-coupled receptor signaling pathway. Gene Ontology annotation, cellular component: membrane.